Molecule: messenger RNA, 2941 nt
Organism: Vigna angularis (adzuki bean)
Lineage: Eukaryota; Viridiplantae; Streptophyta; Magnoliopsida; Fabales; Fabaceae
Product: protein FAR1-RELATED SEQUENCE 5
Exons: 2
Coding region: 292-2661 (789 amino acids)
Biological process (GO): regulation of DNA-templated transcription
Molecular function (GO): zinc ion binding
Source: RefSeq, a predicted model, not a curated record
AAUAUGAUCAUUGUGGAGUAAGUUUGUGUUGAAAAGAAAGCAUUUCCUGAUUUUGCAAUCGUAGUGUAUAAUUCGUGGUUAGCAUAUUCUCCACUCCACUGGUGGAGCUCUUCUCGGUGUCUGCCAUUAGAGUCGACGGUGAGUUGUUUUCUUUAUAUGUAUAUAUGUGUGGUUUCGAUGGUAUGCUAAAUUUGUAGUCGCUCUGAUUUCGCUGCAUAUAAUGAAAUCCAUGUAAUAGAGUGAUUCCUGAUCACACAAGUAGUAAGUAGUAGUAUUUGGGAAAUUGAAUUGAUGAUGGAUAAUGAGGUGUUAGAAUUUGAUAUUGGGUUGGGCGGAGUAGGCGAGGGAGAAUAUGACGAUGAUGGAGGGGACAUCGAACACCCAAUGGAUGAAGAUGAAUUGGGCGAUAGCAGUGGAGGUGGAGGUGGUGGUGGUGGUGGUGUAACCGCUGGAAUAUAUCUUCCGGAGGGGGACCUCUCAGAUCUGGAACCCUGCGAGGGCAUGGAAUUCGAGUCUGAAGAGGCUGCCAAGGCCUUCUACAAUUCCUACGCCCGUCGUGUUGGGUUUAGUACACGUGUCAGCUCAUCCCGUCGUUCGAGGCGCGAUGGAGCUAUCAUACAGAGGCAAUUUGUUUGCGCAAAGGAGGGUUUUCGCAACUUGAAUGAGAAGCGCACGAAGGAUAGAGAGAUCAAGCGUCCCCGAACAAUUACCAGAGUCGGAUGUAAGGCGUCUUUGUCUGUGAAAAUGCAGGACUCUGGGAAGUGGGUGGUGUCUGGCUUUGUUAGAGAACAUAAUCACGAACUGGUUCCCCCGGACCAGGUGCAUUGCCUUCGCUCUCACAGGCAAAUAUCGGGAGCUGCCAAGACCCUCAUUGAUACCUUGCAGGCUGCUGGGAUGGGUCCUCGUAGAAUUAUGUCAGCACUGAUUAAAGAGUAUGGUGGGAUUAGCAAAGUCGGCUUCACAGAGGUCGACUGUAGGAACUACAUGAGAAAUAAUAGGCAGAGAAGUUUAGAAGGGGACAUUCAACUUGUUCUCGAUUAUUUGAGACAAAUGCACGCCGAAAACCCAAAUUUUUUCUAUGCUGUGCAAGGGGAUGAGGAUCAGUCCAUAAACAAUGUUUUCUGGGCUGAUCCCAAGGCAAGGAUGAAUUACACAUUUUUUGGUGACACUGUAACUUUUGACACUACAUACCGAUCUAAUAGGUAUCGCUUACCAUUUGCUCCCUUUACUGGUGUAAAUCAUCAUGGACAGCCUGUUCUUUUUGGUUGUGCCUUCCUAAUUAAUGAAUCUGAAGCAUCAUUUGUUUGGCUUUUCAAAACAUGGCUUAUGGCCAUGUCUGGACGUCCACCAGUGUCCAUAACAACUGAUCAUGAUUCUGUAAUUCGUUCAGCCAUAAUACAAGUCUUCCCCGAGACCCGACACCGCUUCUGCAAGUGGCAUAUCUUUAAAAAAUGCCAGGAGAAGUUAUCCCAUAUUUUCCUCAAAUAUCCAAAUUUUGAAGCUGAAUUUCACAAAUGUGUUAACUUGACUGAGUCAAUUGAGGAAUUUGAGUCUUGCUGGUCAACACUGGUAGAUAAAUAUGAUCUCAGGGAUCAUGAAUGGCUUCAAGCAAUAUAUUCUUCUUGCAGGCAUUGGGUACCUGUAUAUUUGCGAGACACAUUCUUUGCAGAAAUGUCCAUCACUCAGCGAAGUGAUAGCAUGAACUCUUACUUUGAUGGGUAUAUAAAUGCUUCAACCAAUUUAAAUCAGUUCUUUAAGCUUUAUGAGAAAGCACUUGAAAGUCGCAAUGAGAAGGAAGUGAGAGCUGAUUAUGACACAAUGAAUACUUUGCCAGUAUUGAGGACCCCAUCUCCAAUGGAGAAGCAAGCAUCUGAGCUUUACACGAGAAAAAUUUUCAUGAGGUUCCAGGAGGAGUUAGUUGGUACACUAACAUUCAUGGCAUCCAAAGCUGAUGAUGAUGGGGAGGUCAUUACAUAUAAUGUAGCUAAAUUUGGAGAGGAACAUAAAGGGUACUAUGUUAAAUUUAAUGUUUUGGAGAUGAAAGCAACUUGUAGUUGCCAAAUGUUUGAGUUUUCAGGCCUUCUUUGCAGACAUGUUCUGGCAGUCUUUAGAGUUACCAAUGUGCUUACUCUCCCAUCUCACUAUAUAUUGAAACGUUGGACAAGAAAUGCAAAGAGCAAUGUAAUAUUAGAAGACCAUUCUUGUGAUGUAUAUACUUACUAUUUGGAAUCUCAUACAGUUAGAUAUAACACCCUUCGACACGAGGCCUUUAAAUUUGUUGAUGAAGGUGCACAGUCUACUGAAACUUACGAUGUUGCCAUGGAUGCUUUACAAGAAGCUGCAAGAAGAGUUUCUCAGGCAAUGCAAAAUGAGGGAAGAAUUCCUAUCAGCAAUGGAAAAUUAAGGAGUCAUGUGAUGAAUGAUGAAAGUCAUGCUAAUUACACAAGUGCAUGCCAAGAAGAAUGCUUGAGCCAACAUACAUCUAAGGAUGAUUUGGAUACAAAUAUUAGAAAGCUUCUGAAUGAACUUGAGUGUGCAAAUCGGAAGUGCGAAAUUUAUCGGUCCAACCUGCUUUCAGUUUUGAAAGCUGUUGAGGAUCACAAGUUAGAGUUAUCUGUUAAGGUGGAAAAUAUCAAAAUAAGCAUGAAAGAUGGCAUCUAAGACUGGAGAAUUAACGUUGACCAUGAGCUGUAACUUUAACCAAAGGAGGUAUUUGAUAAAGGUUAAUUUUAUAUACCAAUAAUCAUGAUCGCUGAAAAUCAUAAAUUUCAAGAUUCACAUAAGAAUCAUGGAUCUUGUUACUCAUGAUUUAUCGGGAUAACUAAAAUCUAUGAGUUAAUCAUAGACAUUCAUGAUAAUAUUUAUACACGUUUCCUUGUAGGUAAGAUUCACAUGAAUAAAACAUUUUCCUAUUCUAAAUAUAUACAAUUUUUCAUAAAUA